CUCAGCUUGAAAGAGCAAAUGUGUAUCUUCCCUCUCCUACAAAACAAGUACUCAACGCUCAUCAGGCUCUACUUAACCACAAGUUUCUGAUUUCAUACAAUUCCAUAAAAAUGGAGAACCAAAUCCAUCCCUUAUGGCGCGUGCGAUUAGCCGCUGCUCUCCGAACCGCCUUAGCCUGCACCAUAGUCGGCUGUGCCACCCUCUACAGCCCGAAACCUAUCCGCAAUUUCUUAACCUACCCAUCUUAUUCUUACAUGACAACAAUCCUUAUAGUCUCGGACGCAACCCUCGGCCAGACCCUUAUGAGCUGUUGGCACGUGGUCUACGCCACGUGCCAGGUGGUGGCUUCUUCCGUGUUGGUCCUGUGGCUGGUUGGACCAGCACGGUUCACUAACGAGGUGGCGGCAGCGGCCAUGGCCGUCAGCGUGUUUGUGGUGGCGCUGCCGGGGUCGACGCACUUGAUGUCCAAGAGGAUCGCGUUUGGGCAGUUUGUGAAUGUUUACGUGGGUACUGUUGUUUAUGGUUCUAAUACUCGGAUCGUCGUGCACCCAACUCAGGUGGCGGCGAGUACGGCACUUGGAGCUUUGGCUUCUGUUCUUGCUAUGAUGUUUCCAUAUCCUCGGCUAGCUUACUAUGAGGUUAAGAAUUCAUGGCGUCUUUAUGCUGAAAAUGCUUCCCAGAGGUUAACUCGAUUCAUCGAAGCAAUAUCUUCCCAAGACAAUAGAGUAGCACUUGAAUCCAUUUCUAAAGGAAAAUCUCUUUCCAAAGGAGCAGCUAAGCUUCUUCAAAGUAUCAAUCAUAAUCUGGAAGGUAUGUUGUGGGAGAGACCAGAUAUCAAAUUUCUAAGACCAAACCAUAGGGAAUUGGGACAUAAGUUGCAAGAAAUGGAGAUACCAAUUAAGGGGAUGGAGAUGGCUUUAUCUUCGUGUUCUUCCUUUCCUGUUGAUAUGAUCGACCAAGGGCUGAGAGAUCAUUUACUUAACUCACAGCUACAGAUCAGCCUAAAACUACUGCAAUCUAAGUACCCUGUGCCUUCGGAGGCAACAACAGUUCCAGAAGGUCAGACAGAAAUCUUUGACAAGCCCCUUUGGACUAACAAAACCAACACCACAACCCAUCAAGAUCUCCCAGCUUUGUUCUUCUUGUACUGCAUGGAACUCCUCUUAGGUGACCUCCCUAUUGCUCGGAAUCCCGGAAACACUCCAAAAUGCAAAGAAAAAAGAGGUGAUUCACAGACUCAAGCACAGUGUAUCUGCAAAAGGGUCUGGAGAAGCAUUAGGCCAAGCCUCGGGAAUUUUAUUUUUGCCCUCAAGUGCUCAAUCGCAUUAGGCUUUGCUGUCUUUCUUGGUUUGAUUUACAACAAGGAGCAAGGAUACUGGUCGGGCCUCACCAUCGCCAUCAGCUUCAUAACAGGACGACAAGCGACAUUUACAGUUGCGAAUGCUAGAGCACAAGGAACAGCACUGGGAUCAGUCUAUGGAAUCAUAUUUUUAUUUCUUUUUCAAAAAGUCGACCAGCUAAGGCUCUUACCGAUCUUACCUUGGAUUGUUUUCACUCAUUUUCUUAGGCAUAGCAAGAUGUAUGGCCAAGCUGGUGGGAUCUCAGCGGCAAUUGGGGCGUUGCUAAUCUUAGGUAGAGAAAACUAUGGUCAACCAAGUGCCUUUGCAAUUGCAAGAAUUGCAGAGGCUUGCAUUGGACUGACCUGCUUCACUUUAGUAGAGGUUCUGUUUUAUCCUAUGAGAGCAGCGACCCUAGCAAAAAAUCAAUUUUCGCAAAGCUUGGGGGCACUUGGAGAUUGCGUUCAAGGCAUAAACCUCUGUGUACCAGCUUCUACUGGACUGAGAGAAAAGCACAGGAAGCUAAAAUCUCAUGUCAAAAAACUGGAGACCUUCAUUGAAGAAGCUGAAACGGAGCCUAACUUCUGGUUCUUGCCCUUUCAAGGUGAUUGUUACAAUAGGAUCCUAGGAUCCAUGUCGAAAAUGGUGGAUCUUCUAUCCUUUGUGGCCCACAACAAAGACUUCAUCUCACAGAAAUCUGAAGGUGCUUCACAGGAGCUAAAACACCAUAUGUAUACUGAUCUGGAGCUUCUAAAAGUGAAGAUCGGGUCUUCACUAAAAUGCCUUGAGCAGGUGAUUUCAACGAAAUCCCUUGCAGCGUUUGAGAAAGCGGCGCAGAGUGAAUACGAUAGCGAAAUGGGCAUAUCACCAAACCCGUUUAUGAUUUUGGGUACAUGUGAUGAAGAGGCUGACGCUAUGGUAAGUAAUUUCCUACAACAUAUCAAAGAAGCAGUUGAGAGAGUACAUAACAGCGAUGGUGAGGUGAAGGAUGUGAGCCAAAUGGUUCUUUGUUUGAGUAGCCUGGGAUUCUGCAUCCGGAGUUUGACAGAAGAAACAAUGAAGAUCAAGGAAGAAGUAAGAAAACUUGUCGAAUGA
Rosa chinensis is the source of this 2432-nucleotide messenger RNA. RefSeq lists its product as uncharacterized. Gene Ontology annotation, cellular component: plasma membrane. The coding region runs from base 111 to 2432 and encodes 773 amino acids. The record is from RefSeq and is a predicted model, not a curated record. Gene Ontology annotation, biological process: transmembrane transport. The transcript has 3 exons. Gene Ontology annotation, molecular function: transmembrane transporter activity. NCBI's taxonomy places the organism in Eukaryota, Viridiplantae, Streptophyta, Magnoliopsida, Rosales, Rosaceae.